Messenger RNA from Closterium sp. NIES-65, 651 nucleotides. Lineage: Eukaryota; Viridiplantae; Streptophyta; Zygnematophyceae; Desmidiales; Closteriaceae. The record is from the annotation of a GenBank genome assembly.
AUGCGGGAGCGGCAGGAGAGGAUGCUGAUGAUGAAGCGCAAGAACUUGGAGCGCGAGGAGAAGGAGGGCCGCCCGUCAGCGCGCCAGAGGCGAGCCGCUGACGGCGCUGGCGCUGGAUUCGGUGGUGGUGGCGGUGGGGGUGGUGGUGGGGGUGGGGGUAAUGGGUACCAUGGGGAGGGUGGCGGGUCGGAGCACCGAGCGUCUGGGGGUCAGAGGAGGCCGUCCUGUGGGCCCCUACCUGAUGGGUGGCUCGACUGUCCCUCUAUGGGCGAGGCCAUUGGGAUGCUCAUCUCCGCCAAGGUACCGCUCGGGAAGGCGUUCCGAGAGCUGGUGGAGCCGGGGUGGCUGGACUGCCCGUCUAUGGGCGAGGCCAUUGGGCUGCUCAUCCCCUCCAAGGCACCGCUGGGGGAGGCGUUCCGAGAGCUGGUGGAGCCGGGCAAGCGGUGGACCCCGGAGGUGGCUCUCCGGCACACACGUAGCAUGAAGAAAGACGCAGACGCGGAGCAUGAAGAAAGACGUAGGUGGCGUGGGGGUGGUGAGGAUGGUGAGGGUGGUGAGGAUGGUGAGGGUGAUGAGGGUGGUGAGGAUGGUGAGGGUGGUGGUGGGGGAGAGACUGCAUGUAUGCGGUUAGCGAGGUUGUCGUGUGUGUGA